This is a messenger RNA of Zychaea mexicana, 162 nucleotides long. RefSeq names its product homeobox domain-containing protein. The record is from RefSeq and is a predicted model, not a curated record. Gene Ontology annotation, molecular function: RNA polymerase II cis-regulatory region sequence-specific DNA binding; DNA-binding transcription factor activity, RNA polymerase II-specific. The transcript has a single exon. Gene Ontology annotation, biological process: cell differentiation; regulation of transcription by RNA polymerase II. Lineage: Eukaryota; Fungi; Mucoromycota; Mucoromycetes; Mucorales; Lichtheimiaceae. The annotation marks the transcript as partial.
CGCCAUCGCUAUACGCCAGACCAACUCAGCAUGUUGGAAGCAUCGUUUGCACAAAGCUGUAGACCAUCCAGGGAAGAGAAGCGUCGCUUAGCAGAAAGAUUAAAUGUUCAAGUAAACAAGAUCCAGAUAUGGUUUCAGAACCGUCGAGCUCAAUGUAAACGU